AUGGAGAGCGUCGAGCAUGGAAUUGGCGAGAAAGAGAAGGGUACGACAGGUUAUGUCGAGCAUUUGUCUACUAAAUCCAGCAAGUCUGCAAAGGGAAUUGGAGAUGUGGCAGCACAGGACUGGACUCCGGAAGAAGAGCGCAAGAUUGUUUGGAAAAUCGACUUUCGGGUGUUCCCCAUGCUUUGUGUGGUAUUCGGGCUGUCGCUGCUGGACCGCUCUAAUAUAUCCGCCGCCUUUAUUGCGAACAUGAGCGUCGAUCUCGAACUUGUCGGCAAUCGAUACAAUAUUGCGCUCCUUGUCUUCUUCAUCGGUUAUGGCCUGUUUGAGCUGCCAUCGAACUAUGUGAUUCGUCGCGUUGGAGCUCGCUGGUGGCUCAGCUUUUUGAUCGUCUCUUGGGGAGCAUGCGUACUGGGAAUGGGCUUUGUCACACACUGGAGUAUCCUCACCGUGCUCCGUGCUUUUCUUGGUGUCUUUGAGGCUGGUCUGUUUCCCGGAGCUGUCUAUAUCAUUGGAUCAUGGUAUCGACGAUUCGAGACGGCGAGACGGAUCUCAAUCUUCUACAUGGCAUCUUUACUAGCUUCUGGCUUUGGCCCGAUCUUUGCCUACGUCUUGUCUCUCAUUCGCGUUGGGGAUGGCCUUUAUGCUCAAGGGUGGCGUUGGAUAUUCAUCGUCGAGGGCAUAGCCACCGUCGUGGCAGGACUGAUCUCGCCCAUGUUCCUGAUCGAGUUUCCCGAGAAGGUGAAAUUCUUGACCGAACGACAAAAGUACAUCGCUCUCAAACGCGUGAAAGAAGAAACACAAAGCGURGAAAUCCUCCAUCCGAGUGCAAAGGAGACUCUCCGCAUGGUCCUCGACUGGAAAAUUCUGCUCUAUGGCUUCAUGUACUUCAUACAGGCAUCGAGUGUCUACUCCCUGGCAUUCUUCGCUCCUAUCAUUCUAAGGCAAGGCUUGGGCUUCGAAUACGCCAAGGCGCAACUUCUGUCGUCUCCGCCAUACGUUUUCACCAUCUUUGGAUCCAUUGCUGGGGCGUACGUCUCCGAUAAAAUCAAAAUGCGGUGGCCUAUUAUGACUUUCCAGUCUAUCAUCGGUAUCGUCGGACUACUUGUAGUGUUAUACGCUCGACCUCCAGGCGCCCGGUACUUUGGGCUGUUCCUCGCCACCUAUGGAACUCAAGGCAACAUACCCGCAACACUGACACUGGGGCAGGACAACUGCUCUCGAAUGGAGAAGAAGGGCAUCACAGCUGCCGUGAUGAUCACCAUGGGAGCAGCGGGUGGUGUGUGUGGAUCCACGAUCUUCCGUCCUCAGGAUAGCCCGGACUACCUGAUUGGAAUGUGGACGACGAUAUCGCUGCAAUUCACCUACAUUCUAAUCACCCUCGUGCURGUUGCUUUCUUCAAGAUGCAAAACCGUAAAGCUGACCGAGACGGUAAAAUCCUGGAAAAGGUGCCCGGCUUCAGAUUUGUUGCAUAG
Messenger RNA from Ramularia collo-cygni, 1473 nucleotides. Its product is annotated as related to permease of the major facilitator superfamily. Gene Ontology annotation, biological process: transmembrane transport. Bases 1 to 1473 code for a protein of 490 amino acids. Gene Ontology annotation, cellular component: membrane. Gene Ontology annotation, molecular function: transmembrane transporter activity. NCBI's taxonomy places the organism in Eukaryota, Fungi, Ascomycota, Dothideomycetes, Mycosphaerellales, Mycosphaerellaceae. The transcript has 7 exons. The record is from RefSeq and is a predicted model, not a curated record.